Girardinichthys multiradiatus is the source of this 31854-nucleotide messenger RNA. RefSeq names its product mucin-16-like. Lineage: Eukaryota; Metazoa; Chordata; Actinopteri; Cyprinodontiformes; Goodeidae. The record is from RefSeq and is a predicted model, not a curated record. The transcript is spliced from 8 exons. The coding region runs from base 120 to 31409 and encodes 10429 amino acids.
CACCAGUGACCACUAAAUUUCCAUUGACAUCUUCAGGAGACAGUGGUAAAACAUCAGUAACAAGUACACAUCCAUCGGCAAGUCAAGAAACACUUCCAACCAAGUAUUCAUCAACAGAGAUGCAGUCUACAUCUGCUGUCACAUUUUCCCCUACUGAAAUAACACAAUCAAUAUCAACGUUAACAUCAAAUGGACAGAGUGUGACAACAACCAUGGAUCAUUCUGAAUCAACAUUUUCCACCAAAGAUAGAGAGUCAUCCCACACUUCACCUUCCAGUAGUCCUCCUCUCACUACUGAGUUGACUCAACCAUCUCCAUCUCAUGCUACUGAUGCAACUGUCACUGGAACCACAACAAAUUCAGAACUAUCAAGCAGCUGGGGAACGUCAGCAAUAACAAAGGUCUCCUCUAACACAGAACAUACAUUUAUUACUACAACGAAAUCCACUGGAACUUCAAGCCCAAGCAUCUCUGAUUUUAGCUCCCAGACUUCUCAAACAUCUUCAACUCAUACCACCAAUACAACUGAAACCAGACCUACAACAAACUCAGAGGUGUCAAGUACCCCAGACCAACCUGCAACAAAGACCCCUUCUAUAACAGUUUCAACAUCUAUUACAACAUCAUCGUUUAGCCAGGAAACACCAACAACAAAGGCUCUUCCUACUACAGUGACUGGGUCCACACCUCAAACAAUGGGAAAGUCCACUGAAACUGAACAUUCUACAGAAUCAGCUUCCCAACCUACCACAAACAGACUGACAGGAACAACCAACAUGGAUCAUUCUGACAUGUCACCAGUGACCACUAACUUUCCAUUGACAUCUUCAGGAGACAGUGGUAAAACAUCAGUAACAAGUACACAUCCAUCGGCAAGUCAAGAAACACUUCCAACCAAGUAUUCAUCAACAGAGAUGCAGUCUACAUCUGCUGUCACAUUUUCCCCUACUGAAAUAACACAAUCAAUAUCAACGUUAACAUCAAAUGGACAGAGUGUGACAACAACCAUGGAUCAUUCUGAAUCAACAUUUUCCACCAAAGAUAAAGAUUCAUCCCACACUUCACCUUCCAGUAGUCCUCCUCUCACUACUGAGUUGACUCAAACAUCUCCAUCUCAUGCUACUGAUGCAACUGUCACUGGAACCACAACAAAUUCAGAACUAUCAAGCAGCUGGGGAACGUCAGCAAUAACAAAGGUCUCCUCUAACACAGAACAUACAUUUAUUACUACAACGAAAUCCACUGGAACUUCAAGCCCAAGCAUCUCUGAUUUUAGCUCCCAGACUUCUCAAACAUCUUCAACUCAUACCACCGAUACAACUGAAACCAGACCUACAACAAACUCAGAGGUGUCAAGUACCCCAGACCAACCUGCAACAAAGACCCCUUCUAUAACAGUUUCAACAUCUAUUACAACAUCAUCGUUUAGCCAGGAAACACCAACAACAAAGGCUCUUCCUACUACAGUGACUGGGUCCACACCUCAAACAAUGGGAAAGUCCACUGAAACUGAACAUUCUACAGAAUCAGCUUCCCAACCUACCACAAACAGACUGACAGGAACAACCAACAUGGAUCAUUCUGACAUGUCACCAGUGACCACUAACUUUCCAUUGACAUCUUCAGGAGACAGUGGUAAAACAUCAGUAACAAGUACACAUCCAUCGGCAAGUCAAGAAACACUUCCAACCAAGUAUUCAUCAACAGAGAUGCAGUCUACAUCUGCUGUCACAUUUUCCCCUACUGAAAUAACACAAUCAAUAUCAACGUUAACAUCAAAUGGACAGAGUGUGACAACAACCAUGGAUCAUUCUGAAUCAACAUUUUCCACCAAAGAUAAAGAUUCAUCCCACACUUCACCUUCCAGUAGUCCUCCUCUCACUACUGAGUUGACUCAAACAUCUCCAUCUCAUGCUACUGAUGCAACUGUCACUGGAACCACAACAAAUUCAGAACUAUCAAGCAGCUGGGGAACGUCAGCAAUAACAAAGGUCUCCUCUAACACAGAACAUACAUUUAUUACUACAACGAAAUCCACUGGAACUUCAAGCCCAAGCAUCUCUGAUUUUAGCUCCCAGACUUCUCAAACAUCUUCAACUCAUACCACCGAUACAACUGAAACCAGACCUACAACAAACUCAGAGGUGUCAAGUACCCCAGACCAACCUGCAACAAAGACCCCUUCUAUAACAGUUUCAACAUCUAUUACAACAUCAUCGUUUAGCCAGGAAACACCAACAACAAAGGCUCUUCCUACUACAGUGACUGGGUCCACACCUCAAACAAUGGGAAAGUCCACUGAAACUGAACAUUCUACAGAAUCAGCUUCCCAACCUACCACAAACAGACUGACAGGAACAACCAACAUGGAUCAUUCUGACAUGUCACCAGUGACCACUAACUUUCCAUUGACAUCUUCAGGAGACAGUGGUAAAACAUCAGUAACAAGUACACAUCCAUCGGCAAGUCAAGAAACACUUCCAACCAAGUAUUCAUCAACAGAGAUGCAGUCUACAUCUGCUGUCACAUUUUCCCCUACUGAAAUAACACAAUCAAUAUCAACGUUAACAUCAAAUGGACAGAGUGUGACAACAACCAUGGAUCAUUCUGAAUCAACAUUUUCCACCAAAGAUAAAGAUUCAUCCCACACUUCACCUUCCAGUAGUCCUCCUCUCACUACUGAGUUGACUCAAACAUCUCCAUCUCAUGCUACUGAUGCAACUGUCACUGGAACCACAACAAAUUCAGAACUAUCAAGCAGCUGGGGAACGUCAGCAAUAACAAAGGUCUCCUCUAACACAGAACAUACAUUUAUUACUACAACGAAAUUCACUGGAACUUCAAGCCCAAGCAUCUCUGAUUUUAGCUCCCAGACUUCUCAAACAUCUUCAACUCAUACCACCAAUACAACUGAAACCAGACCUACAACAAACUCAGAGGUGUCAAGUACCCCAGACCAACCUGCAACAAAGACCCCUUCUAUAACAGUUUCAACAUCUAUUACAACAUCAUCGUUUAGCCAGGAAACACCAACAACAAAGGCUCUUCCUACUACAGUGACUGGGUCCACACCUCAAACAAUGGGAAAGUCCACUGAAACUGAACAUUCUACAGAAUCAGCUUCCCAACCUACCACAAACAGACUGACAGGAACAACCAACAUGGAUCAUUCUGACAUGUCACCAGUGACCACUAACUUUCCAUUGACAUCUUCAGGAGACAGUGGUAAAACAUCAGUAACAAGUACACAUCCAUCGGCAAGUCAAGAAACACUUCCAACAAAGUAUUCAUCAACAGAGAUGCAGUCUACAUCUGCUGUCACAUUUUCCCCUACUGAAAUAACACAAUCAAUAUCAACGUUAACAUCAAAUGGACAGAGUGUGACAACAACCAUGGAUCAUUCUGAAUCAACAUUUUCCACCAAAGAUAAAGAUUCAUCCCACACUUCACCUUCCAGUAGUCCUCCUCUCACUACUGAGUUGACUCAAACAUCUCCAUCUCAUGCUACUGAUGCAACUGUCACUGGAACCACAACAAAUUCAGAACUAUCAAGCAGCUGGGGAACGUCAGCAAUAACAAAGGUCUCCUCUAACACAGAACAUACAUUUAUUACUACAACGAAAUCCACUGGAACUUCAAGCCCAAGCAUCUCUGAUUUUAGCUCCCAGACUUCUCAAACAUCUUCAACUCAUACCACCAAUACAACUGAAACCAGACCUACAACAAACUCAGAGGUGUCAAGUACCCCAGACCAACCUGCAACAAAGACCCCUUCUAUAACAGUUUCAACAUCUAUUACAACAUCAUCGUUUAGCCAGGAAACACCAACAACAAAGGCUCUUCCUACUACAGUGACUGGGUCCACACCUCAAACAAUGGGAAAGUCCACUGAAACUGAACAUUCUACAGAAUCAGCUUCCCAACCUACCACAAACAGACUGACAGGAACAACCAACAUGGAUCAUUCUGACAUGUCACCAGUGACCACUAACUUUCCAUUGACAUCUUCAGGAGACAGUGGUGAAACAUCGGUAACAAGUACACAUCCAUCGGCAAGUCAAGAAACACUUCCAACCAAGUAUUCAUCAACAGAGAUGCAGUCUACAUCUGCUGUCACAUUUUCCCCUACUGAAAUAACACAAUCAAUAUCAACGUUAACAUCAAAUGGACAGAGUGUGACAACAACCAUGGAUCAUUCUGAAUCAACAUUUUCCACCAAAGAUAAAGAGUCAUCCCACACUUCACCUUCCAGUAGUCCUCCUCUCACUACUGAGUUGACUCAAGCAUCUCCAUCUCAUGCUACUGAUGCAACUGUCACUGGAACCACAACAAAUUCAGAACUAUCAAGCAGCUGGGGAACGUCAGCAAUAACAAAGGUCUCCUCUAACACAGAACAUACAUUUAUUACUACAACGAAAUCCACUGGAACUUCAAGCCCAAGCAUCUCUGAUUUUAGCUCCCAGACUUCUCAAACAUCUUCAACUCAUACCACCAAUACAACUGAAACCAGACCUACAACAAACUCAGAGGUGUCAAGUACCCCAGACCAACCUGCAACAAAGACCCCUUCUAUAACAGUUUCAACAUCUAUUACAACAUCAUCGUUGAGCCAGGAAACACCAACAACAAAGGCUCUUCCUACUACAGUGACUGGGUCCACACCUCAAACAAUGGGAAAGUCCACUGAAACUGAACAUUCUACAGAAUCAGCUUCCCAACCUACCACAAACAGACUGACAGGAACAACCAACAUGGAUCAUUCUGACAUGUCACCAGUGACCACUAACUUUCCAUUGACAUCUUCAGGAGACAGUGGUAAAACAUCAGUAACAAGUACACAUCCAUCGGCAAGUCAAGAAACACUUCCAACCAAGUAUUCAUCAACAGAGAUGCAGUCUACAUCUGCUGUCACAUUUUCCCCUACUGAAAUAACACAAUCAAUAUCAACGUUAACAUCAAAUGGACAGAGUGUGACAACAACCAUGGAUCAUUCUGAAUCAACAUUUUCCACCAAAGAUAGAGAGUCAUCCCACACUUCACCUUCCAGUAGUCCUCCUCUCACUACUGAGUUGACUCAAGCAUCUCCAUCUCAUGCUAUUGAUGCAACUGUCACUGGAACCACAACAAAUUCAGAACUAUCAAGCAGCUGGGGAACGUCAGCAAUAACAAAGGUCUCCUCUAACACAGAACAUACAUUUAUUACUACAACGAAAUCCACUGGAACUUCAAGCCCAAGCAUCUCUGAUUUUAGCUCCCAGACUUCUCAAACAUCUUCAACUCAUACCACCAAUACAACUGAAACCAGACCUACAACAAACUCAGAGGUGUCAAGUACCCCAGACCAACCUGCAACAAAGACCCCUUCUAUAACAGUUUCAACAUCUAUUACAACAUCAUCGUUUAGCCAGGAAACACCAACAACAAAGGCUCUUCCUACUACAGUGACAGGGUCCACACCUCAAACAAUGGGAAAGUCCACUGAAACUGAACAUUCUACAGAAUCAGCUUCCCAACCUACCACAAACAGACUGACAGGAACAACCAACAUGGAUCAUUCUGACAUGUCACCAGUGACCACUAACUUUCCAUUGACAUCUUCAGGAGACAGUGGUAAAACAUCAGUAACAAGUACACAUCCAUCGGCAAGUCAAGAAACACUUCCAACAAAGUAUUCAUCAACAGAGAUGCAGUCUACAUCUGCUGUCACAAUUUCCCCUACUGAAAUAACACAAUCAAUAUCAACGUUAACAUCAAAUGGACAGAGUAUGACAACAACCAUGGAUCAUUCUGAAUCAACAUUUUCCACCAAAGAUAGAGAGUCAUCCCACACUUCACCUUCCAGUAGUCCUCCUCUCACUACUGAGUUGACUCAAGCAUCUCCAUCUCAUGCUACUGAUGCAACUGUCACUGGAACCACAACAAAUUCAGAACUAUCAAGCAGCUGGGGAACGUCAGCAAUAACAAAGGUCUCCUCUAACACAGAACAUACAUUUAUUACUACAACGAAAUCCACUGGAACUUCAAGCCCAAGCAUCUCUGAUUUUAGCUCCCAGACUUCUCAAACAUCUUCAACUCAAACCACCAAUACAACUGAAACCAGACCUACAACAAACUCAGAGGUGUCAAGUACCCCAGACCAACCUGCAACAAAGACCCCUUCUAUAACAGUUUCAACAUCUAUUACAACAUCAUCGUUUAGCCAGGAAACACCAACAACAAAGGCUCUUCCUACUACAGUGACUGGGUCCACACCUCAAACAAUGGGAAAGUCCACUGAAACUGAACAUUCUACAGAAUCAGCUUCCCAACCUACCACAAACAGACUGACAGGAACAACCAACAUGGAUCAUUCUGUCAUGUCACCAGUGACCACUAACUUUCCAUUGACAUCUUCAGGAGACAGUGGUAAAACAUCGGUAACAAGUACACAUCCAUCGGCAAGUCAAGAAACACUUCCAACCAAGUAUUCAUCAACAGAGAUGCAGUCUACAUCUGCUGUCACAUUUUCCCCUACUGAAAUAACACAAUCAAUGUCAACGUUAACAUCAAAUGGACAGAGUGUGACAACAACCAUGGAUCUUUCUGAAUCAACAUUUUCCACCAAAGAUAGAGAGUCAUCCCACACUUCACCUUCCAGUAGUCCUCCUCUCACUACUGAGUUGACUCAAGCAUCUCCAUCUCAUGCUACUGAUGCAACUGUCACUGGAACCACAACAAAUUCAGAACUAUCAAGCAGCUGGGGAACGUCAGCAAUAACAAAGGUCUCCUCUAACACAGAACAUACAUUUAUUACUACAACGAAAUCCACUGGAACUUCAAGCCCAAGCAUCUCUGAUUUUAGCUCCCAGACUUCUCAAACAUCUUCAACUCAUACCACCAAUACAACUGAAACCAGACCUACAACAAACUCAGAGGUGUCAAGUACCCCAGACCAACCUGCAACAAAGACCCCUUCUAUAACAGUUUCAACAUCUAUUACAACAUCAUCGUUUAGCCAGGAAACACCAACAACAAAGGCUCUUCCUACUACAGUGACUGGGUCCACACCUCAAACAAUGGGAAAGUCCACUGAAACUGAACAUUCUACAGAAUCAGCUUCCCAACCUACCACAAACAGACUGACAGGAACAACCAACAUGGAUCAUUCUGACAUGUCACCAGUGACCACUAACUUUCCAUUGACAUCUUCAGGAGACAGUGGUGAAACAUCAGUAACAAGUACACAUCCAUCGGCAAGUCAAGAAACACUUCCAACCAAGUAUUCAUCAACAGAGAUGCAGUCUACAUCUGCUGUCACAUUUUCCCCUACUGAAAUAACACAAUCAAUAUCAACGUUAACAUCAAAUGGACAGAGUGUGACAACAACCAUGGAUCAUUCUGAAUCAACAUUUUCCACCAAAGAUAAAGAGUCAUCCCACACUUCACCUUCCAGUAGUCCUCCUCUCACUACUGAGUUGACUCAAGCAUCUCCAUCUCAUGCUACUGAUGCAACUGUCACUGGAACCACAACAAAUUCAGAACUAUCAAGCAGCUGGGGAACGUCAGCAAUAACAAAGGUCUCCUCUAACACAGAACAUACAUUUAUUACUACAACGAAAUCCACUGGAACUUCAAGCCCAAGCAUCUCUGAUUUUAGCUCCCAGACUUCUCAAACAUCUUCAACUCAUACCACCAAUACAACUGAAACCAGACCUACAACAAACUCAGUGGUGUCAAGUACCCCAGACCAACCUGCAACAAAGACCCCUUCUAUAACAGUUUCAACAUCUAUUACAACAUCAUCGUUUAGCCAGGAAACACCAACAACAAAGGCUCUUCCUACUACAGUGACUGGGUCCACACCUCAAACAAUGGGAAAGUCCACUGAAACUGAACAUUCUACAGAAUCAGCUUCCCAACCUACCACAAACAGACUGACAGGAACAACCAACAUGGAUCAUUCUGACAUGUCACCAGUGACCACUAACUUUCCAUUGACAUCUUCAGGAGACAGUGGUGAAACAUCAGUAACAAGUACACAUCCAUCGGCAAGUCAAGAAACACUUCCAACCAAGUAUUCAUCAACAGAGAUGCAGUCUACAUCUGCUGUCACAUUUUCCCCUACUGAAAUAACACAAUCAAUGUCAACGUUAACAUCAAAUGGACAGAGUGUGACAACAACCAUGGAUCUUUCUGAAUCAACAUUUUCCACCAAAGAUAGAGAGUCAUCCCACACUUCACCUUCCAGUAGUCCUCCUCUCACUACUGAGUUGACUCAAGCAUCUCCAUCUCAUGCUACUGAUGCAACUGUCACUGGAACCACAACAAAUUCAGAACUAUCAAGCAGCUGGGGAACGUCAGCAAUAACAAAGGUCUCCUCUAACACAGAACAUACAUUUAUUACUACAACGAAAUCCACUGGAACUUCAAGCCCAAGCAUCUCUGAUUUUAGCUCCCAGACUUCUCAAACAUCUUCAACUCAAACCACCAAUACAACUGAAACCAGACCUACAACAAACUCAGAGGUGUCAAGUACCCCAGACCAACCUGCAACAAAGACCCCUUCUAUAACAGUUUCAACAUCUAUUACAACAUCAUCGUUUAGCCAGGAAACACCAACAACAAAGGCUCUUCCUACUACAGUGACUGGGUCCACACCUCAAACAAUGGGAAAGUCCACUGAAACUGAACAUUCUACAGAAUCAGCUUCCCAACCUACCACAAACAGACUGACAGGAACAACCAACAUGGAUCAUUCUGUCAUGUCACCAGUGACCACUAACUUUCCAUUGACAUCUUCAGGAGACAGUGGUAAAACAUCGGUAACAAGUACACAUCCAUCGGCAAGUCAAGAAACACUUCCAACCAAGUAUUCAUCAACAGAGAUGCAGUCUACAUCUGCUGUCACAUUUUCCCCUACUGAAAUAACACAAUCAAUGUCAACGUUAACAUCAAAUGGACAGAGUGUGACAACAACCAUGGAUCUUUCUGAAUCAACAUUUUCCACCAAAGAUAGAGAGUCAUCCCACACUUCACCUUCCAGUAGUCCUCCUCUCACUACUGAGUUGACUCAAGCAUCUCCAUCUCAUGCUACUGAUGCAACUGUCACUGGAACCACAACAAAUUCAGAACUAUCAAGCAGCUGGGGAACGUCAGCAAUAACAAAGGUCUCCUCUAACACAGAACAUACAUUUAUUACUACAACGAAAUCCACUGGAACUUCAAGCCCAAGCAUCUCUGAUUUUAGCUCCCAGACUUCUCAAACAUCUUCAACUCAUACCACCAAUACAACUGAAACCAGACCUACAACAAACUCAGAGGUGUCAAGUACCCCAGACCAACCUGCAACAAAGACCCCUUCUAUAACAGUUUCAACAUCUAUUACAACAUCAUCGUUUAGCCAGGAAACACCAACAACAAAGGCUCUUCCUACUACAGUGACUGGGUCCACACCUCAAACAAUGGGAAAGUCCACUGAAACUGAACAUUCUACAGAAUCAGCUUCCCAACCUACCACAAACAGACUGACAGGAACAACCAACAUGGAUCAUUCUGACAUGUCACCAGUGACCACUAACUUUCCAUUGACAUCUUCAGGAGACAGUGGUGAAACAUCAGUAACAAGUACACAUCCAUCGGCAAGUCAAGAAACACUUCCAACCAAGUAUUCAUCAACAGAGAUGCAGUCUACAUCUGCUGUCACAUUUUCCCCUACUGAAAUAACACAAUCAAUAUCAACGUUAACAUCAAAUGGACAGAGUGUGACAACAACCAUGGAUCAUUCUGAAUCAACAUUUUCCACCAAAGAUAAAGAGUCAUCCCACACUUCACCUUCCAGUAGUCCUCCUCUCACUACUGAGUUGACUCAACCAUCUCCAUCUCAUGCUACUGAUGCAACUGUCACUGGAACCACAACAAAUUCAGAACUAUCAAGCAGCUGGGGAACGUCAGCAAUAACAAAGGUCUCCUCUAACACAGAACAUACAUUUAUUACUACAACGAAAUCCACUGGAACUUCAAGCCCAAGCAUCUCUGAUUUUAGCUCCCAGACUUCUCAAACAUCUUCAACUCAUACCACCAAUACAACUGAAACCAGACCUACAACAAACUCAGUGGUGUCAAGUACCCCAGACCAACCUGCAACAAAGACCCCUUCUAUAACAGUUUCAACAUCUAUUACAACAUCAUCGUUUAGCCAGGAAACACCAACAACAAAGGCUCUUCCUACUACAGUGACUGGGUCCACACCUCAAACAAUGGGAAAGUCCACUGAAACUGAACAUUCUACAGAAUCAGCUUCCCAACCUACCACAAACAGACUGACAGGAACAACCAACAUGGAUCAUUCUGACAUGUCACCAGUGACCACUAACUUUCCAUUGACAUCUUCAGGAGACAGUGGUGAAACAUCAGUAACAAGUACACAUCCAUCGGCAAGUCAAGAAACACUUCCAACCAAGUAUUCAUCAACAGAGAUGCAGUCUACAUCUGCUGUCACAUUUUCCCCUACUGAAAUAACACAAUCAAUAUCAACGUUAACAUCAAAUGGACAGAGUGUGACAACAACCAUGGAUCAUUCUGAAUCAACAUUUUCCACCAAAGAUAAAGAGUCAUCCCACACUUCACCUUCCAGUAGUCCUCCUCUCACUACUGAGUUGACUCAACCAUCUCCAUCUCAUGCUACUGAUGCAACUGUCACUGGAACCACAACAAAUUCAGAACUAUCAAGCAGCUGGGGAACGUCAGCAAUAACAAAGGUCUCCUCUAACACAGAACAUACAUUUAUUACUACAACGAAAUCCACUGGAACUUCAAGCCCAAGCAUCUCUGAUUUUAGCUCCCAGACUUCUCAAACAUCUUCAACUCAUACCACCAAUACAACUGAAACCAGACCUACAACAAACUCAGAGGUGUCAAGUACCCCAGACCAACCUGCAACAAAGACCCCUUCUAUAACAGUUUCAACAUCUAUUACAACAUCAUCGUUUAGCCAGGAAACACCAACAACAAAGGCUCUUCCUACUACAGUGACUGGGUCCACACCUCAAACAAUGGGAAAGUCCACUGAAACUGAACAUUCUACAGAAUCAGCUUCCCAACCUACCACAAACAGACUGACAGGAACAACCAACAUGGAUCAUUCUGACAUGUCACCAGUGACCACUAACUUUCCAUUGACAUCUUCAGGAGACAGUGGUGAAACAUCAGUAACAAGUACACAUCCAUCGGCAAGUCAAGAAACACUUCCAACAAAGUAUUCAUCAACAGAGAUGCAGUCUACAUCUGCUGUCACAAUUUCCCCUACUGAAAUAACACAAUCAAUAUCAACGUUAACAUCAAAUGGACAGAGUAUGACAACAACCAUGGAUCAUUCUGAAUCAACAUUUUCCACCAAAGAUACAGAGUCAUCCCACACUUCACCUUCCAGUAGUCCUCCUCUCACUACUGAGUUGACUCAAGCAUCUCCAUCUCAUGCUACUGAUGCAACUGUCACUGGAACCACAACAAAUUCAGAACUAUCAAGCAGCUGGGGAACGUCAGCAAUAACAAAGGUCUCCUCUAACACAGAACAUACAUUUAUUACUACAACGAAAUCCACUGGAACUUCAAGCCCAAGCAUCUCUGAUUUUAGCUCCCAGACUUCUCAAACAUCUUCAACUCAAACCACCAAUACAACUGAAACCAGACCUACAACAAACUCAGAGGUGUCAAGUACCCCAGACCAACCUGCAACAAAGACCCCUUCUAUAACAGUUUCAACAUCUAUUACAACAUCAUCGUUUAGCCAGGAAACACCAACAACAAAGGCUCUUCCUACUACAGUGACUGGGUCCACACCUCAAACAAUGGGAAAGUCCACUGAAACUGAACAUUCUACAGAAUCAGCUUCCCAACCUACCACAAACAGACUGACAGGAACAACCAACAUGGAUCAUUCUGUCAUGUCACCAGUGACCACUAACUUUCCAUUGACAUCUUCAGGAGACAGUGGUAAAACAUCGGUAACAAGUACACAUCCAUCGGCAAGUCAAGAAACACUUCCAACCAAGUAUUCAUCAACAGAGAUGCAGUCUACAUCUGCUGUCACAUUUUCCCCUACUGAAAUAACACAAUCAAUGUCAACGUUAACAUCAAAUGGACAGAGUGUGACAACAACCAUGGAUCUUUCUGAAUCAACAUUUUCCACCAAAGAUAGAGAGUCAUCCCACACUUCACCUUCCAGUAGUCCUCCUCUCACUACUGAGUUGACUCAAGCAUCUCCAUCUCAUGCUACUGAUGCAACUGUCACUGGAACCACAACAAAUUCAGAACUAUCAAGCAGCUGGGGAACGUCAGCAAUAACAAAGGUCUCCUCUAACACAGAACAUACAUUUAUUACUACAACGAAAUCCACUGGAACUUCAAGCCCAAGCAUCUCUGAUUUUAGCUCCCAGACUUCUCAAACAUCUUCAACUCAUACCACCAAUACAACUGAAACCAGACCUACAACAAACUCAGAGGUGUCAAGUACCCCAGACCAACCUGCAACAAAGACCCCUUCUAUAACAGUUUCAACAUCUAUUACAACAUCAUCGUUUAGCCAGGAAACACCAACAACAAAGGCUCUUCCUACUACAGUGACUGGGUCCACACCUCAAACAAUGGGAAAGUCCACUGAAACUGAACAUUCUACAGAAUCAGCUUCCCAACCUACCACAAACAGACUGACAGGAACAACCAACAUGGAUCAUUCUGACAUGUCACCAGUGACCACUAACUUUCCAUUGACAUCUUCAGGAGACAGUGGUGAAACAUCAGUAACAAGUACACAUCCAUCGGCAAGUCAAGAAACACUUCCAACCAAGUAUUCAUCAACAGAGAUGCAGUCUACAUCUGCUGUCACAUUUUCCCCUACUGAAAUAACACAAUCAAUAUCAACGUUAACAUCAAAUGGACAGAGUGUGACAACAACCAUGGAUCAUUCUGAAUCAACAUUUUCCACCAAAGAUAAAGAGUCAUCCCACACUUCACCUUCCAGUAGUCCUCCUCUCACUACUGAGUUGACUCAACCAUCUCCAUCUCAUGCUACUGAUGCAACUGUCACUGGAACCACAACAAAUUCAGAACUAUCAAGCAGCUGGGGAACGUCAGCAAUAACAAAGGUCUCCUCUAACACAGAACAUACAUUUAUUACUACAACGAAAUCCACUGGAACUUCAAGCCCAAGCAUCUCUGAUUUUAGCUCCCAGACUUCUCAAACAUCUUCAACUCAUACCACCAAUACAACUGAAACCAGACCUACAACAAACUCAGAGGUGUCAAGUACCCCAGACCAACCUGCAACAAAGACCGCUUCUAUAACAGUUUCAACAUCUAUUACAACAUCAUCGUUUAGCCAGGAAACACCAACAACAAAGGCUCUUCCUACUACAGUGACUGGGUCCACACCUCAAACAAUGGGAAAGUCCACUGAAACUGAACAUUCUACAGAAUCAGCUUCCCAACCUACCACAAACAGACUGACAGGAACAACCAACAUGGAUCAUUCUGACAUGUCACCAGUGACCACUAACUUUCCAUUGACAUCUUCAGGAGACAGUGGUAAAACAUCGGUAACAAGUACACAUCCAUCGGCAAGUCAAGAAACACUUCCAACCAAGUAUUCAUCAACAGAGAUGCAGUCUACAUCUGCUGUCACAUUUUCCCCUACUGAAAUAACACAAUCAAUAUCAACGUUAACAUCAAAUGGACAGAGUGUGACAACAACCAUGGAUCUUUCUGAAUCAACAUUUUCCACCAAAGAUAGAGAGUCAUCCCACACUUCACCUUCCAGUAGUCCUCCUCUCACUACUGAGUUGACUCAAGCAUCUCCAUCUCAUGCUACUGAUGCAACUGUCACUGGAACCACAACAAAUUCAGAACUAUCAAGCAGCUGGGGAACGUCAGCAACAACAAAGGUCUCCUCUAACACAGAACAUACAUUUAUUACUACAACGAAAUCCACUGGAACUUCAAGCCCAAGCAUCUCUGAUUUUAGCUCCCAGACUUCUCAAACAUCUUCAACUCAUACCACCAAUACAACUGAAACCAGACCUACAACAAACUCAGAGGUGUCAAGUACCCCAGACCAACCUGCAACAAAGACCCCUUCUAUAACAGUUUCAACAUCUAUUACAACAUCAUCGUUUAGCCAGGAAACACCAACAACAAAGGCUCUUCCUACUACAGUGACUGGGUCCACACCUCAAACAAUGGGAAAGUCCACUGAAACUGAACAUUCUACAGAAUCAGCUUCCCAACCUACCACAAACAGACUGACAGGAACAACCAACAUGGAUCAUUCUGACAUGUCACCAGUGACCACUAACUUUCCAUUGACAUCUUCAGGAGACAGUGGUAAAACAUCAGUAACAAGUACACAUCCAUCGGCAAGUCAAGAAACACUUCCAACCAAGUAUUCAUCAACAGAGAUGCAGUCUACAUCUGCUGUCACAUUUUCCCCUACUGAAAUAACACAAUCAAUAUCAACGUUAACAUCAAAUGGACAGAAUGUGACAACAACCAUGGAUCAUUCUGAAUCAACAUUUUCCACCAAAGAUAGAGAGUCAUCCCACACUUCACCUUCCAGUAGUCCUCCUCUCACUACUGAGUUGACUCAAACAUCUCCAUCUCAUGCUACUGAUGCAACUGUCACUGGAACCACAACAAAUUCAGAACUAUCAAGCAGCUGGGGAACGUCAGCAAUAACAAAGAUCUCCUCUAACACAGAACAUACAUUUAUUACUACAACGAAAUCCACUGGAACUUCAAGCCCAAGCAUCUCUGAUUUUAGCUCCCAGACUUCUCAAACAUCUUCAACUCAUACCACCAAUACAACUGAAACCAGACCUACAACAAACUCAGAGGUGUCAAGUACCCCAGACCAACCUGCAACAAAGACCCCUUCUAUAACAGUUUCAACAUCUAUUACAACAUCAUCGUUUAGCCAGGAAACACCAACAACAAAGGCUCUUCCUACUACAGUGACUGGGUCCACACCUCAAACAAUGGGAAAGUCCACUGAAACUGAACAUUCUACAGAAUCAGCUUCCCAACCUACCACAAACAGACUGACAGGAACAACCAACAUGGAUCAUUCUGACAUGUCACCAGUGACCACUAACUUUCCAUUGACAUCUUCAGGAGACAGUGGUGAAACAUCAGUAACAAGUACACAUCCAUCGGCAAGUCAAGAAACACUUUCAACAAAGUAUUCAUCAACAAAGAUGCAGUCUACAUCUGCUGUCACAAUUUCCCCUACUGAAAUAACACAAUCAAUAUCAACGUUAACAUCAAAUGGACAGAGUUUGACAACAACCAUGGAUCAUUCUGAAUCAACAUUUUCCACCAAAGAUAGAGAGUCAUCCCACACUUCACCUUCCAGUAGUCCUCCUCUCACUACUGAGUUGACUCAAGCAUCUCCAUCUCAUGCUACUGAUGCAACUGUCACUGGAACCACAACAAAUUCAGAACUAUCAAGCAGCUGGGGAACGUCAGCAAUAACAAAGGUCUCCUCUAACACAGAACAUACAUUUAUUACUACAACGAAAUCCACUGGAACUUCAAGCCCAAGCAUCUCUGAUUUUAGCUCCCAGACUUCUCAAACAUCUUCAACUCAUACCACCAAUACAACUGAAACCAGACCUACAACAAACUCAGAGGUGUCAAGUACCCCAGACCAACCUGCAACAAAGACCCCUUCUAUAACAGUUUCAACAUCUAUUACAACAUCAUCGUUUAGCCAGGAAACACCAACAACAAAGGCUCUUCCUACUACAGUGACUGGGUCCACACCUCAAACAAUGGGAAAGUCCACUGAAACUGAACAUUCUACAGAAUCAGCUUCCCAACCUACCACAAACAGACUGACAGGAACAACCAACAUGGAUCAUUCUGACAUGUCACCAGUGACCACUAACUUUCCAUUGACAUCUUCAGGAGACAGUGGUAAAACAUCGGUAACAAGUACACAUCCAUCGGCAAGUCAAGAAACACUUCCAACCAAGUAUUCAUCAACAGAGAUGCAGUCUACAUCUGCUGUCACAUUUUCCCCUACUGAAAUAACACAAUCAAUAUCAACGUUAACAUCAAAUGGACAGAGUGUGACAACAACCAUGGAUCUUUCUGAAUCAACAUUUUCCACCAAAGAUAGAGAGUCAUCCCACACUUCACCUUCCAGUAGUCCUCCUCUCACUACUGAGUUGACUCAAGCAUCUCCAUCUCAUGCUACUGAUGCAACUGUCACUGGAACCACAACAAAUUCAGAACUAUCAAGCAGCUGGGGAACGUCAGCAACAACAAAGGUCUCCUCUAACACAGAACAUACAUUUAUUACUACAACGAAAUCCACUGGAACUUCAAGCCCAAGCAUCUCUGAUUUUAGCUCCCAGACUUCUCAAACAUCUUCAACUCAUACCACCAAUACAACUGAAACCAGACCUACAACAAACUCAGAGGUGUCAAGUACCCCAGACCAACCUGCAACAAAGACCCCUUCUAUAACAGUUUCAACAUCUAUUACAACAUCAUCGUUUAGCCAGGAAACACCAACAACAAAGGCUCUUCCUACUACAGUGACUGGGUCCACACCUCAAACAAUGGGAAAGUCCACUGAAACUGAACAUUCUACAGAAUCAGCUUCCCAACCUACCACAAACAGACUGACAGGAACAACCAACAUGGAUCAUUCUGACAUGUCACCAGUGACCACUAACUUUCCAUUGACAUCUUCAGGAGACAGUGGUAAAACAUCAGUAACAAGUACACAUCCAUCGGCAAGUCAAGAAACACUUCCAACCAAGUAUUCAUCAACAGAGAUGCAGUCUACAUCUGCUGUCACAUUUUCCCCUACUGAAAUAACACAAUCAAUAUCAACGUUAACAUCAAAUGGACAGAAUGUGACAACAACCAUGGAUCAUUCUGAAUCAACAUUUUCCACCAAAGAUAGAGAGUCAUCCCACACUUCACCUUCCAGUAGUCCUCCUCUCACUACUGAGUUGACUCAAACAUCUCCAUCUCAUGCUACUGAUGCAACUGUCACUGGAACCACAACAAAUUCAGAACUAUCAAGCAGCUGGGGAACGUCAGCAAUAACAAAGAUCUCCUCUAACACAGAACAUACAUUUAUUACUACAACGAAAUCCACUGGAACUUCAAGCCCAAGCAUCUCUGAUUUUAGCUCCCAGACUUCUCAAACAUCUUCAACUCAUACCACCAAUACAACUGAAACCAGACCUACAACAAACUCAGAGGUGUCAAGUACCCCAGACCAACCUGCAACAAAGACCCCUUCUAUAACAGUUUCAACAUCUAUUACAACAUCAUCGUUUAGCCAGGAAACACCAACAACAAAGGCUCUUCCUACUACAGUGACUGGGUCCACACCUCAAACAAUGGGAAAGUCCACUGAAACUGAACAUUCUACAGAAUCAGCUUCCCAACCUACCACAAACAGACUGACAGGAACAACCAACAUGGAUCAUUCUGACAUGUCACCAGUGACCACUAACUUUCCAUUGACAUCUUCAGGAGACAGUGGUAAAACAUCCGUAACAAGUACACAUCCAUCGGCAAGUCAAGAAACACUUCCAACCAAUUAUUCAUCAACAGAGAUGCAGUCUACAUCUGCUGUCACAUUUUCCCCUACUGAAAUAACACAAUCAAUAUCAACGUUAACAUCAAAUGGACAGAAUGUGACAACAACCAUGGAUCAUUCUGAAUCAACAUUUUCCACCAAAGAUAGAGAGUCAUCCAACACUUCACCUUCCAGUAGUCCUCCUCUCACUACUGAGUUGACUCAAACAUCUCCAUCUCAUGCUACUGAUGCAACUGUCACUGGAACCACAACAAAUUCAGAACUAUCAAGCAGCUGGGGAACGUCAGCAAUAACAAAGAUCUCCUCUAACACAGAACAUACAUUUAUUACUACAACGAAAUCCACUGGAACUUCAAGCCCAAGCAUCUCUGAUUUUAGCUCCCAGACUUCUCAAACAUCUUCAACUCAUACCACCAAUACAACUGAAACCAGACCUACAACAAACUCAGAGGUGUCAAGUACCCCAGACCAACCUGCAACAAAGACCGCUUCUAUAACAGUUUCAACAUCUAUUACAACAUCAUCGUUUAGCCAGGAAACACCAACAACAAAGGCUCUUCCUACUACAGUGACUGGGUCCACACCUCAAACAAUGGGAAAGUCCACUGAAACUGAACAUUCUACAGAAUCAGCUUCCCAACCUACCACAAACAGUCUGACAGGAACAACCAACAUGGAUCAUUCUGACAUGUCACCAGUGACCACUAACUUUCCAUUGACAUCUUCAGGAGACAGUGGUAAAACAUCAGUAACAAGUACACAUCCAUCGGCAAGUCAAGAAACACUUCCAACCAAGUAUUCAUCAACAGAGAUGCAGUCUACAUCUGCUGUCACAUUUUCCCCUACUGAAAUAACACAAUCAAUAUCAACGUUAACAUCAAAUGGACAGAGUGUGACAACAACCAUGGAUCAUUCUGAAUCAACAUUUUCCACCAAAGAUAGAGAGUCAUCCCACACUUCACCUUCCAGUAGUCCUCCUCUCACUACUGAGUUGACUCAAACAUCUCCAUCUCAUGCUACUGAUGCAACUGUCACUGGAACCACAACAAAUUCAGAACUAUCAAGCAGCUGGGGAACGUCAGCAAUAACAAAGAUCUCCUCUAACACAGAACAUACAUUUAUUACUACAACGAAAUCCACUGGAACUUCAAGCCCAAGCAUCUCUGAUUUUAGCUCCCAGACUUCUCAAACAUCUUCAACUCAUACCACCAAUACAACUGAAACCAGACCUACAACAAACUCAGAGGUGUCAAGUACCCCAGACCAACCUGCAACAAAGACCGCUUCUAUAACAGUUUCAACAUCUAUUACAACAUCAUCGUUUAGCCAGGAAACACCAACAACAAAGGCUCUUCCUACUACAGUGACUGGGUCCACACCUCAAACAAUGGGAAAGUCCACUGAAACUGAACAUUCUACAGAAUCAGCUUCCCAACCUACCACAAACAGUCUGACAGGAACAACCAACAUGGAUCAUUCUGACAUGUCACCAGUGACCACUAACUUUCCAUUGACAUCUUCAGGAGACAGUGGUAAAACAUCAGUAACAAGUACACAUCCAUCGGCAAGUCAAGAAACACUUCCAACAAAGUAUUCAUCAACAGAGAUGCAGUCUACAUCUGCAGUCACAAUUUCCCCUACUGAAAUAACACAAUCAAUAUCAACGUUAACAUCAAAUGGACAGAGUGUGACAACAACCAUGGAUCAUUCUGAAUCAACAUUUUCCACCAAAGAUAGAGAGUCAUCCCACACUUCACCUUCCAGUAGUCCUCCUCUCACUACUGAGUUGACUCAAGCAUCUCCAUCUCAUGCUACUGAUGCAACUGUCACUGGAACCACAACAAAUUCAGAACUAUCAAGCAGCUGGGGAACGUCAGCAAUAACAAAGGUCUCCUCUAACACAGAACAUACAUUUAUUACUACAACGAAAUCCACUGGAACUUCAAGCCCAAGCAUCUCUGAUUUUAGCUCCCAGACUUCUCAAACAUCUUCAACUCAUACCACCAAUACAACUGAAACCAGACCUACAACAAACUCAGAGGUGUCAAGUACCCCAGACCAACCUGCAACAAAGACCCCUUCUAUAACAGUUUCAACAUCUAUUACAACAUCAUCGUUUAGCCAGGAAACACCAACAACAAAGGCUCUUCCUACUACAGUGACUGGGUCCACACCUCAAACAAUGGGAAAGUCCACUGAAACUGAACAUUCUACAGAAUCAGCUUCCCAACCUACCACAAACAGACUGACAGGAACAACCAACAUGGAUCAUUCUGACAUGUCACCAGUGACCACUAACUUUCCAUUGACAUCUUCAGGAGACAGUGGUGAAACAUCAGUAACAAGUACACAUCCAUCGGCAAGUCAAGAAACACUUCCAACCAAGUAUUCAUCAACAGAGAUGCAGUCUACAUCUGCUGUCACAUUUUCCCCUACUGAAAUAACACAAUCAAUAUCAACGUUAACAUCAAAUGGACAGAGUGUGACAACAACCAUGGAUCAUUCUGAAUCAACAUUUUCCACCAAAGAUAAAGAGUCAUCCCACACUUCACCUUCCAGUAGUCCUCCUCUCACUACUGAGUUGACUCAACCAUCUCCAUCUCAUGCUACUGAUGCAACUGUCACUGGAACCACAACAAAUUCAGAACUAUCAAGCAGCUGGGGAACGUCAGCAAUAACAAAGGUCUCCUCUAACACAGAACAUACAUUUAUUACUACAACGAAAUCCACUGGAACUUCAAGCCCAAGCAUCUCUGAUUUUAGCUCCCAGACUUCUCAAACAUCUUCAACUCAUACCACCAAUACAACUGAAACCAGACCUACAACAAACUCAGAGGUGUCAAGUACCCCAGACCAACCUGCAACAAAGACCGCUUCUAUAACAGUUUCAACAUCUAUUACAACAUCAUCGUUUAGCCAGGAAACACCAACAACAAAGGCUCUUCCUACUACAGUGACUGGGUCCACACCUCAAACAAUGGGAAAGUCCACUGAAACGGAACAUUCUACAGAAUCAGCUUCCCAACCUACCACAAACAGACUGACAGGAACAACCAACAUGGAUCAUUCUGACAUGUCACCAGUGACCACUAACUUUCCAUUGACAUCUUCAGGAGACAGUGGUAAAACAUCAGUAACAAGUACACAUCCAUCGGCAAGUCAAGAAACACUUCCAACAAAGUAUUCAUCAACAGAGAUGCAGUCUACAUCUGCUGUCACAAUUUCCCCUACUGAAAUAACACAAUCAAUAUCAACGUUAACAUCAAAUGGACAGAGUGUGACAACAACCAUGGAUCAUUCUGAAUCAACAUUUUCCACCAAAGAUAGAGAGUCAUCCCACACUUCACCUUCCAGUAGUCCUCCUCUCACUACUGAGUUGACUCAAGCAUCUCCAUCUCAUGCUACUGAUGCAACUGUCACUGGAACCACAACAAAUUCAGAACUAUCAAGCAGCUGGGGAACGUCAGCAAUAACAAAGGUCUCCUCUAACACAGAACAUACAUUUAUUACUACAACGAAAUCCACUGGAACUUCAAGCCCAAGCAUCUCUGAUUUUAGCUCCCAGACUUCUCAAACAUCUUCAACUCAUACCACCAAUACAACUGAAACCAGACCUACAACAAACUCAGAGGUGUCAAGUACCCCAGACCAACCUGCAACAAAGACCCCUUCUAUAACAGUUUCAACAUCUAUUACAACAUCAUCGUUUAGCCAGGAAACACCAACAACAAAGGCUCUUCCUACUACAGUGACUGGGUCCACACCUCAAACAAUGGGAAAGUCCACUGAAACUGAACAUUCUACAGAAUCAGCUUCCCAACCUACCACAAACAGACUGACAGGAACAACCAACAUGGAUCAUUCUGACAUGUCACCAGUGACCACUAACUUUCCAUUGACAUCUUCAGGAGACAGUGGUGAAACAUCAGUAACAAGUACACAUCCAUCGGCAAGUCAAGAAACACUUCCAACCAAGUAUUCAUCAACAGAGAUGCAGUCUACAUCUGCUGUCACAUUUUCCCCUACUGAAAUAACACAAUCAAUAUCAACGUUAACAUCAAAUGGACAGAGUGUGACAACAACCAUGGAUCAUUCUGAAUCAACAUUUUCCACCAAAGAUAAAGAGUCAUCCCACACUUCACCUUCCAGUAGUCCUCCUCUCACUACUGAGUUGACUCAACCAUCUCCAUCUCAUGCUACUGAUGCAACUGUCACUGGAACCACAACAAAUUCAGAACUAUCAAGCAGCUGGGGAACGUCAGCAAUAACAAAGGUCUCCUCUAACACAGAACAUACAUUUAUUACUACAACGAAAUCCACUGGAACUUCAAGCCCAAGCAUCUCUGAUUUUAGCUCCCAGACUUCUCAAACAUCUUCAACUCAUACCACCAAUACAACUGAAACCAGACCUACAACAAACUCAGAGGUGUCAAGUACCCCAGACCAACCUGCAACAAAGACCGCUUCUAUAACAGUUUCAACAUCUAUUACAACAUCAUCGUUUAGCCAGGAAACACCAACAACAAAGGCUCUUCCUACUACAGUGACUGGGUCCACACCUCAAACAAUGGGAAAGUCCACUGAAACGGAACAUUCUACAGAAUCAGCUUCCCAACCUACCACAAACAGACUGACAGGAACAACCAACAUGGAUCAUUCUGACAUGUCACCAGUGACCACUAACUUUCCAUUGACAUCUUCAGGAGACAGUGGUAAAACAUCAGUAACAAGUACACAUCCAUCGGCAAGUCAAGAAACACUUCCAACAAAGUAUUCAUCAACAGAGAUGCAGUCUACAUCUGCUGUCACAAUUUCCCCUACUGAAAUAACACAAUCAAUAUCAACGUUAACAUCAAAUGGACAGAGUGUGACAACAACCAUGGAUCAUUCUGAAUCAACAUUUUCCACCAAAGAUAGAGAGUCAUCCCACACUUCACCUUCCAGUAGUCCUCCUCUCACUACUGAGUUGACUCAAGCAUCUCCAUCUCAUGCUACUGAUGCAACUGUCACUGGAACCACAACAAAUUCAGAACUAUCAAGCAGCUGGGGAACGUCAGCAAUAACAAAGGUCUCCUCUAACACAGAACAUACAUUUAUUACUACAACGAAAUCCACUGGAACUUCAAGCCCAAGCAUCUCUGAUUUUAGCUCCCAGACUUCUCAAACAUCUUCAACUCAUACCACCAAUACAACUGAAACCAGACCUACAACAAACUCAGAGGUGUCAAGUACCCCAGACCAACCUGCAACAAAGACCCCUUCUAUAACAGUUUCAACAUCUAUUACAACAUCAUCGUUUAGCCAGGAAACACCAACAACAAAGGCUCUUCCUACUACAGUGACUGGGUCCACACCUCAAACAAUGGGAAAGUCCACUGAAACUGAACAUUCUACAGAAUCAGCUUCCCAACCUACCACAAACAGACUGACAGGAACAACCCACAUGGAUCAUUCUGACAUGUCACCAGUGACCACUAACUUUCCAUUGACAUCUUCAGGAGACAGUGGUGAAACAUCAUUAACAAGUACACAUCCAUCGGCAAGUCAAGAAACACUUCCAACCAAGUAUUCAUCAACAGAGAUGCAGUCUACAUCUGCUGUCACAUUUUCCCCUACUGAAAUAACACAAUCAAUAUCAACGUUAACAUCAAAUGGACAGAGUGUGACAACAACCAUGGAUCAUUCUGAAUCAACAUUUUCCACCAAAGAUAAAGAGUCAUCCCACACUUCACCUUCCAGUAGUCCUCCUCUCACUACUGAGUUGACUCAACCAUCUCCAUCUCAUGCUACUGAUGCAACUGUCACUGGAACCACAACAAAUUCAGAACUAUCAAGCAGCUGGGGAACGUCAGCAAUAACAAAGGUCUCCUCUAACACAGAACAUACAUUUAUUACUACAACGAAAUCCACUGGAACUUCAAGCCCAAGCAUCUCUGAUUUUAGCUCCCAGACUUCUCAAACAUCUUCAACUCAUACCACCAAUACAACUGAAACCAGACCUACAACAAACUCAGAGGUGUCAAGUACCCCAGACCAACCUGCAACAAAGACCGCUUCUAUAACAGUUUCAACAUCUAUUACAACAUCAUCGUUUAGCCAGGAAACACCAACAACAAAGGCUCUUCCUACUACAGUGACUGGGUCCACACCUCAAACAAUGGGAAAGUCCACUGAAACUGAACAUUCUACAGAAUCAGCUUCCCAACCUACCACAAACAGACUGACAGGAACAACCAACAUGGAUCAUUCUGACAUGUCACCAGUGACCACUAACUUUCCAUUGACAUCUUCAGGAGACAGUGGUGAAACAUCAGUAACAAGUACACAUCCAUCGGCAAGUCAAGAAACACUUUCAACAAAGUAUUCAUCAACAAAGAUGCAGUCUACAUCUGCUGUCACAAUUUCCCCUACUGAAAUAACACAAUCAAUAUCAACGUUAACAUCAAAUGGACAGAGUUUGACAACAACCAUGGAUCAUUCUGAAUCAACAUUUUCCACCAAAGAUAGAGAGUCAUCCCACACUUCACCUUCCAGUAGUCCUCGUCUCACUACUGAGUUGACUCAAGCAUCUCCAUCUCAUGCUACUGAUGCAACUGUCACUGGAACCACAACAAAUUCAGAACUAUCAAGCAGCUGGGGAACGUCAGCAAUAACAAAGGUCUCCUCUAACACAGAACAUACAUUUAUUACUACAACGAAAUCCACUGGAACUUCAAGCCCAAGCAUCUCUGAUUUUAGCUCCCAGACUUCUCAAACAUCUUCAACUCAUACCACCAAUACAACUGAAACCAGACCUACAACAAACUCAGAGGUGUCAAGUACCCCAGACCAACCUGCAACAAAGACCCCUUCUAUAACAGUUUCAACAUCUAUUACAACAUCAUCGUUUAGCCAGGAAACACCAACAACAAAGGCUCUUCCUACUACAGUGACUGGGUCCACACCUCAAACAAUGGGAAAGUCCACUGAAACUGAACAUUCUACAGAAUCAGCUUCCCAACCUACCACAAACAGACUGACAGGAACAACCAACAUGGAUCAUUCUGACAUGUCACCAGUGACCACUAACUUUCCAUUGACAUCUUCAGGAGACAGUGGUGAAACAUCAGUAACAAGUACACAUCCAUCGGCAAGUCAAGAAACACUUCCAACCAAGUAUUCAUCAACAGAGAUGCAGUCUACAUCUGCUGUCACAUUUUCCCCUACUGAAAUAACACAAUCAAUAUCAACGUUAACAUCAAAUGGACAGAGUGUGACAACAACCAUGGAUCAUUCUGAAUCAACAUUUUCCACCAAAGAUAAAGAGUCAUCCCACACUUCACCUUCCAGUAGUCCUCCUCUCACUACUGAGUUGACUCAACCAUCUCCAUCUCAUGCUACUGAUGCAACUGUCACUGGAACCACAACAAAUUCAGAACUAUCAAGCAGCUGGGGAACGUCAGCAAUAACAAAGGUCUCCUCUAACACAGAACAUACAUUUAUUACUACAACGAAAUCCACUGGAACUUCAAGCCCAAGCAUCUCUGAUUUUAGCUCCCAGACUUCUCAAACAUCUUCAACUCAUACCACCAAUACAACUGAAACCAGACCUACAACAAACUCAGAGGUGUCAAGUACCCCAGACCAACCUGCAACAAAGACCCCUUCUAUAACAGUUUCAACAUCUAUUACAACAUCAUCGUUUAGCCAGGAAACACCAACAACAAAGGCUCUUCCUACUACAGUGACUGGGUCCACACCUCAAACAAUGGGAAAGUCCACUGAAACUGAACAUUCUACAGAAUCAGCUUCCCAACCUACCACAAACAGACUGACAGGAACAACCAACAUGGAUCAUUCUGACAUGUCACCAGUGACCACUAACUUUCCAUUGACAUCUUCAGGAGACAGUGGUAAAACAUCAGUAACAAGUACACAUCCAUCGGCAAGUCAAGAAACACUUCCAACAAAGUAUUCAUCAACAGAGAUGCAGUCUACAUCUGCUGUCACAAUUUCCCCUACUGAAAUAACACAAUCAAUAUCAACGUUAACAUCAAAUGGACAGAGUGUGACAACAACCAUGGAUCAUUCUGAAUCAACAUUUUCCACCAAAGAUAGAGAGUCAUCCCACACUUCACCUUCCAGUAGUCCUCCUCUCACUACUGAGUUGACUCAAGCAUCUCCAUCUCAUGCUACUGAUGCAACUGUCACUGGAACCACAACAAAUUCAGAACUAUCAAGCAGCUGGGGAACGUCAGCAAUAACAAUGGUCUCCUCUAACACAGAACAUACAUUUAUUACUACAACGAAAUCCACUGGAACUUCAAGCCCAAGCAUCUCUGAUUUUAGCUCCCAGACUUCUCAAACAUCUUCAACUCAUACCACCAAUACAACUGAAACCAGACCUACAACAAACUCAGAGGUGUCAAGUACCCCAGACCAACCUGCAACAAAGACCCCUUCUAUAACAGUUUCAACAUCUAUUACAACAUCAUCGUUUAGCCAGGAAACACCAACAACAAAGGCUCUUCCUACUACAGUGACUGGGUCCACACCUCAAACAAUGGGAAAGUCCACUGAAACUGAACAUUCUACAGAAUCAGCUUCCCAACCUACCACAAACAGACUGACAGGAACAACCAACAUGGAUCAUUCUGACAUGUCACCAGUGACCACUAACUUUCCAUUGACAUCUUCAGGAGACAGUGGUAAAACAUCGGUAACAAGUACACAUCCAUCGGCAAGUCAAGAAACACUUCCAACCAAGUAUUCAUCAACAGAGAUGCAGUCUACAUCUGCUGUCACAUUUUCCCCUACUGAAAUAACACAAUCAAUAUCAACGUUAACAUCAAAUGGACAGAGUGUGACAACAACCAUGGAUCUUUCUGAAUCAACAUUUUCCACCAAAGAUAGAGAGUCAUCCCACACUUCACCUUCCAGUAGUCCUCCUCUCACUACUGAGUUGACUCAAGCAUCUCCAUCUCAUGCUACUGAUGCAACUGUCACUGGAACCACAACAAAUUCAGAACUAUCAAGCAGCUGGGGAACGUCAGCAAUAACAAAGGUCUCCUCUAACACAGAACAUACAUUUAUUACUACAACGAAAUCCACUGGAACUUCAAGCCCAAGCAUCUCUGAUUUUAGCUCCCAGACUUCUCAAACAUCUUCAACUCAUACCACCAAUACAACUGAAACCAGACCUACAACAAACUCAGAGGUGUCAAGUACCCCAGACCAACCUGCAACAAAGACCCCUUCUAUAACAGUUUCAACAUCUAUUACAACAUCAUCGUUUAGCCAGGAAACACCAACAACAAAGGCUCUUCCUACUACAGUGACUGGGUCCACACCUCAAACAAUGGGAAAGUCCACUGAAACUGAACAUUCUACAGAAUCAGCUUCCCAACCUACCACAAACAGACUGACAGGAACAACCAACAUGGAUCAUUCUGACAUGUCACCAGUGACCACUAACUUUCCAUUGACAUCUUCAGGAGACAGUGGUAAAACAUCAGUAACAAGUACACAUCCAUCGGCAAGUCAAGAAACACUUCCAACCAAGUAUUCAUCAACAGAGAUGCAGUCUACAUCUGCUGUCACAUUUUCCCCUACUGAAAUAACACAAUCAAUAUCAACGUUAACAUCAAAUGGACAGAGUGUGACAACAACCAUGGAUCAUUCUGAAUCAACAUUUUCCACCAAAGAUAGAGAGUCAUCCCACACUUCACCUUCCAGUAGUCCUCCUCUCACUACUGAGUUGACUCAAACAUCUCCAUCUCAUGCUACUGAUGCAACUGUCACUGGAACCACAACAAAUUCAGAACUAUCAAGCAGCUGGGAAACGUCAGCAAUAACAAAGAUCUCCUCUAACACAGAACAUACAUUUAUUACUACAACGAAAUCCACUGGAACUUCAAGCCCAAGCAUCUCUGAUUUUAGCUCCCAGACUUCUCAAACAUCUUCAACUCAUACCACCAAUACAACUGAAACCAGACCUACAACAAACUCAGAGGUGUCAAGUACCCCAGACCAACCUGCAACAAAGACCCCUUCUAUAACAGUUUCAACAUCUAUUACAACAUCAUCGUUUAGCCAGGAAACACCAACAACAAAGGCUCUUCCUACUACAGUGACUAGGUCCACACCUCAAACAAUGGGAAAGUCCACUGAAACUGACCAUUCUACAGAAUCAGUUGCCCAACCUACCACAAACAGACUGACAGGAACAACCAACAUGGAUCAUUCUGACAUGUCACCAGUGACCACUAACUUUCCAUUGACAUCUUCAGGAGACAGUGGUAAAACAUCAGUAACAAGUACACAUCCAUCGGCAAGUCAAGAAACACUUCCAACAAAGUAUUCAUCAACAGAGAUGCAGUCUACAUCUGCUGUCAAAAUUUCCCCUACUGAAAUAACACAAUCAAUAUCAACGUUAACAUCAAAUGGACAGAGUGUGACAACAACCAUGGAUCAUUCUGAAUCAACAUUUUCCACCAAAGAUAGAGAGUCAUCCCACACUUCACCUUCCAGUAGUCCUCCUCUCACUACUGAGUUGACUCAAGCAUCUCCAUCUCAUGCUACUGAUGCAACUGUCACUGGAACCACAACAAAUUCAGAACUAUCAAGCAGCUGGGGAACGUCAGCAAUAACAAAGGUCUCCUCUAACACAGAACAUACAUUUAUUACUACAACGAAAUCCACUGGAACUUCAAGCCCAAGCAUCUCUGAUUUUAGCUCCCAGACUUCUCAAACAUCUUCAACUCAUACCACCAAUACAACUGAAACCAGACCUACAACAAACUCAGAGGUGUCAAGUACCCCAGACCAACCUGCAACAAAGACCCCUUCUAUAACAGUUUCAACAUCUAUUACAACAUCAUCGUUUAGCCAGGAAACACCGACAACAAAGGCUCUUCCUACUACAGUGACUAGGUCCACACCUCAAACAAUGGGAAAGUCCACUGAAACUGACCAUUCUACAGAAUCAGCUUCCCAACCUACCACAAACAGACUGACAGAAACAACCAACAUGGAUCAUUCUGACAUGUCACCAGUGACCACUAACUUUCCAUUGACAUCUUCAGGAGACAGUGGUAAAACAUCAGUAACAAGUACACAUCCAUCGGCAAGUCAAGAAACACUUCCAACCAAGUAUUCAUCAACAGAGAUGCAGUCUACAUCUGCUGUCACAUUUUCCCCUACUGAAAUAACACAAUCAAUAUCAACGUUAACAUCAAAUGGACAGAGUGUGACAACAACCAUGGAUCAUUCUGAAUCAACAUUUUCCACCAAAGAUAGAGAGUCAUCCCACACUUCACCUUCCAGUAGUCCUCCUCUCACUACUGAGUUGACUCAAACAUCUCCAUCUCAUGCUACUGAUGCAACUGUCACUGGAACCACAACAAAUUCAGAGCUAUCAAGCAGCUGGGGAACGUCAGCAAUAACAAAGAUCUCCUCUAACACAGAACAUACAUUUAUUACUACAACGAAAUCCACUGGAACUUCAAGCCCAAGCAUCUCUGAUUUUAGCUCCCAGACUUCUCAAACAUCUUCAACUCAUACCACCAAUACAACUGAAACCAGACCUACAACAAACUCAGAGGUGUCAAGUACCCCAGACCAACCUGCAACAAAGACCCCUUCUAUAACAGUUUCAACAUCUAUUACAACAUCAUCGUUUAGCCAGGAAACACCAACAACAAAGGCUCUUCCUACUACAGUGACUGGGUCCACACCUCAAACAAUGGGAAAGUCCACUGAAACUGAACAUUCUACAGAAUCAGCUUCCCAACCUACCACAAACAGACUGACAGGAACAACCAACAUGGAUCAUUCUGACAUGUCACCAGUGACCACUAACUUUCCAUUGACAUCUUCAGGAGACAGUGGUAAAACAUCAGUAACAAGUACACAUCCAUCGGCAAGUCAAGAAACACUUCCAACAAAGUAUUCAUCAACAGAGAUGCAGUCUACAUCUGCUGUCACAUUUUCCCCUACUGAAAUAACACAAUCAAUAUCAACGUUAACAUCAAAUGGACAGAGUGUGACAACAACCAUGGAUCAAUCUGAAUCAACAUUUUCCACCAAAGAUAGAGAGUCAUCCCACACUUCACCUUCCAGUAGUCCUCCUCUCACUACUGAGUUGACUCAAACAUCUCUCGCUCACACUACUGUUUCAAGUAUAUCAAGUAUGACAUCGUUGCACCCAUCAAAUAGUCAAGGAACAUCUGAAGUCACAAUCCCAUCUACAGAUUCCUUUUUCACAUCUAUGGAAACAUUGACUUCUUCAGAUCCAAAGUUAACUCAGUCAGCAAUAACAACAAAUCACACAACACCAACAUUUACUGAUAAUGUUCAACCAACAAUAUCCACUGUCACUCAGCUUCCUGUCAGUGGUCUUACUACAACAAAAUCUGAUGAGAUCAUGACAAACUCUCCAGAAACCACAUUUCUUACUACCACCUACCCGACGUCUGCAGCAUCUGUACACACCAUUUCUGAAGCAACAUCCAUUUUCUACCCAUCAACGACUACAAAGGCUCAAACUCAAGCUUCGGCAACUAUAACUUCAAUUGUCACAACCGAUGUGCUUAAACCAACUUCCCCAAUUUCUUUACCUUCAAAUCCUACUUCUACAAUUGAUGCAACAGUUCCCCAUAAAACAACUCCUCUUACUGCUACAACUUAUGGAAAAACAGCCGAACAAUCAAGUCUGAGUCCUGAAACAUCUCAGUCAAUACCAUCAGCUUCCACGGCUGUAGUCACAUCAAAGGUCUACAGUAGAAACACAGCAAGAACUGUAAGUGAGCCAACAUCACCUGCUGAGUCCUUCUCAAAUACUGCUGCCUCUGUGUCAACACUGUCUACAACACCUCAGUGUAGCAACUGUCAGUGCAAUGGGGGAACCUGUUUCUUUAAUGUUACUCUUGAUACCUGCCAGUGCCAAUGUCAAGACUUUGUCUUUGGAAAUGUCUGCUCUUUCGGACAAAAUGACAUAACUCCACAGAUUGCUCUGCCAACUCGGAAUGCCAGUAUUACUUUGGAAAUCUUCAUUGAUUUUCAGGAUGCUUUUAAGACUUUAGGUUCACCUGAAUCUUUGGCAUUUAUAAAGAAAUUACAACCACAGCUGGAAGCCCUGUGCAAAAAGGCAGACCCAGAAGCCUAUAAAGCUGUAGAAGUUGUGAAAUUAACAAAUGGAAGCAUUGUCUCAGAGAGCAUGGUGCAGUACAACUAUCUAAACAAUGAAACUCAGAUACAGUUUCUCAACAAUCAGCUUGACCGUGUGCUGACUGAUAUCUUAAAUGACACAAGGAACCUCGUUAACAUUUCUCAGGUUUUUAGGAGUAAUGUGUCGUUUAACAGACUCACGUUGCAGCCACCUCUGAUUACAAGCAUUGCAGAUCUGAAGCCUUUGGUAAACUGCUCCCAGUUUGCCAAUUACACUGCAGAGAUCAGUGAUGGGGUAUGGCGGUGUGCUGGACCUUGCAAAACUAAUCCUGACUACUGCCAUCAACAUGGAAAUUGUUUAAAUGACAUUUAUAAAGGACCUGUGUGCAGUUGCUAUCAAAACAGUUUGGAGCAGUACCAUGGUCCGAGAUGUGAGUUUGUCAACAGAGGUCCAGGUUUCUAUGGAGCACUGUUUGGAUCUCUGGCUGUGGUACUCCUGAUCAGCAUCAUCAUUACCAUUUUUGUUGUCAGGAGAAGACACAAAAGACGUUGGAAAAUAAACCAAAUUGACUCACUGCCUUUCGAGGAAGAUUUCUUUGAUUUCUCCAACAGAAGAAAGGGGAAUCGUAACUUUGGAUUUCAAGGCACCUACAACCCAAAGAGAUUUUAGAAAAUAUUUAGGAGAAAAUCAGGUAUCCUUUUUUGCUUUUGUAUUUCUAUCUACAUUUAUAAAUUUGAUUAAUAGUACUGUUAUAUGUCAUGAUAAUACCAUAAAUAAGAACAAAAAAAAAAAAAACACUGUGAGGCACUGUUUCCUUAUUCCCAUGUAUACUUACAAAUAAGUUCUGAACUAUUAAAGUGUGGUUUUUUGUUUCUUUGUUUCUGCAAGUUAAAACUAAGAUGAAGGCUGCAUAUUUAAGAAAUGUAUUUAAAAUGCUUAAAUGCUAAAGAAAAGACACCACAGAAGAAACUGAAGAAAUGUGUGAGGUGGAAACAAUGUUAAGUAAUGUAUUUGCAAAAAGUUAUAAUUUCUUUGACAUUUUUCAUAAUGACUGUAAGUCAGUGUACCCUUUAUGUUACCUCAAAAAAUAAAAAUAGUGUCGUUUGAUUUGUAA